GAGCCGGCGGCCGCUGAGUCCGGCGCAGAGCGCGGCCGGCCCGUUACCGCGGCCACCGCGCCCCCGGCCCCGCAAGGGCCCCAGCAGCGCGCGCCGGCGUCGCCCCCCGGAACGGGCCGGUUUCAGCGUGGGGUGCUAGCUGGGGAGGGGUCCCUGCCGCGCCCUUGGCGCCCCCUGCCGGCCAUGGGGCCCCCGAGCCGCGAGGCCUGGGCCCAGCGCCUGGGGGCCUUCCGGGCCAGCCCGUGCGCCUUCCUGGCGGGUCCCCAGGGCGAGGAUCUGGGGCGCGAGCUGCUGAGCGAUCUGCGCAGUGACAAGCUGAGCGAGCAGACCAAGGUCUCCCUGCUGGCCCUGAGCCUGGAAUACGCGGCCCAGCUGUGGCCCGACGCCCCCGCGGCCGAGGCGGCCGCCGCCUCCCUGCUGGACACCCUGGUCCUCCUGCCGCCGCGGCCGUCGGCGCUGCGACGGCCCCUGCUCCUGGCGGCCACCACCGCUCUGGCGGCCGGAGGAGCGCUGGGCCCCGCCUCGGGGGCCGCCUGCCGGCUUCUGCCCCUGCUGCUCGGCCUGGCCUUGGGCCGCGACCUGGGCAGAGGCUUCGGCCCCGCCUCGGAGCAGCGCCCCCUACAGGCCACAGCGUGCGAGUGCCUGCGGGAGCUGGAGAGCUGCCAGCCGGGGCUGCUGCGGGCCUCGCUGGGGCCGCUGCGGGCCGGGCUGGCCCAGGAGGGCCCCGUGCAGCCCCUCAGCCUGCUGCUGGCGCUUGCUCUGCACAACGCCUUGGCGCUGCAGCCCAGGGCUGGGGCUGGCCUGCAGGGCCUGCUCACCGCCAGGGUGGCUGCUGCCGGGGAUUCUCCCUGGAGCUGGACGCUGGCCGGAGACAGUGAUGUCCCCUUUGAGCCCCAGGCACCCAGCUGGCCAGAGGCCGAGGAGGGGGCGCGUGGCCUCCUCGCGCUAGAGCUCAGCCCCGAGGAGUCCCGGGAGCUGAGGGCCACCGUGGCCCAACUCCUGGACGCGUCCUACCUACUGGCCCCUGUGGCCCAGGCCCAGCUGUUGUGGCUGCUCUGCGGGGCCCUGCGCGGGCUGCGGGGGCAGCCACCGGCGCUCUUCAAGCCGCAGCUGGUCCGGCUGCUGGGCACGGCUCGGCCGGCGCUGCUGCACGCGGUCCUGGCGCUCAAGGCGGCCUUCGGCGAGGCCCUGUUCACGGCCCAGGACGAGGCCCUGCUGCUCCGCCGGCUCACCCUGGCUGCCCAGCACCCGGCCCUGCCCCUCCCCACCCACCUCUUUUACCUCCACUGCCUCCUGAGCUUCCCCGAAAACUGUCCGCUGGGCCCCGAAGGCGAGGAGGCCGCCCCGCUGCUGCUAGGGCCCCGGCUGUGCCACGGCCUCCUGCCCAGCCCUGUGCACGAGCCCGCGGCCCUCCUGGCCCGCCUGCACUUGCUGUGCCUGCUGUGUGCCGAGGACACCGAAGAGGACGACAGAGGCCAGGGUGGGAGCCCGCAGCGCUACCUGGAGGAGCUGCUGGCCGGCUUGCGGCAGCGGGCGGCCCUGGACGGCGGCCCCCGGGCCUGGGCCACACUCUGCUUCCAGGCCUCGUACCUGGUUGCCCACUGCCUGGCGGGGCAGCCCGCAGUGCUGACGCCCCUGGUGCGCGGGCUGGCGCAGCUGUACCGGGCCCGGCCUGUGCUGGCUCCCCACUUUGUGGACCUCCUGGACCGGGUAGGCCCUGAGCUGGGGGAGCCCCUGAGGGUGGCGCUGUGCCGGGAAGUGGUGUCGCGGCCAGGCGGGGACGCGGCUCUCGGCUGGCACCUGCAAGUGCUGGCCAGGGUGGUGGGCGGGGGUUCCCAGAGCGCCACUCUCCACUUCCUGCAGGCCGCGGCCGCCCACUGCCCCGACUGGGGCCUGCAGCAGGCACUGCUGCGGGUGUGCCGGGCCCUGCUGGGGAGCGGCGGGGGCGGCGGCCUGGCGGACUUGCUGCAGGCGCUGGCCCGGCGGCUGGAGGACCCUGACGGGCGCGAUCAUGCCCGCCUCUACUACGUCCUCUUGGCCCACCUGGCAGGACCCAAGCUGGGGCUGGCCCUGGGCCCUUCACUCGCUGCACCAGCGAUGGCCUCUUCACUGGUGGCCGAGAACCAGGGCUUCGCGGCAGCCUUGAUGGUGCGGGAGGCUGCAGCCCCCAUGCGGCUGAGCGUGGGGCCGCGCGUGGCCACCGGGCCGUGUCCGGUGCUGCAGCUCCAGGUGGAGGUGCUGGAGCCCGCCUACUCUCUGGAGCUGCGCUUCCGGGUGGAGGGGCAGCUCUACGCCCCCUUGGGGGCCGUCCACGUGCCCUGCCUGUGCCCCAGCCGCCCGGCCAGCCCUCUGCUCCUGCCCCUGCAGCCCAGGCGCCCGGCCCCCACCCGCCUGCACGUCCAGGCCCUGUACACCACGCCCGCUGGCCUCACAUGCCACGCCCGCCUGCCGCCUCUGACUGUGACCUUCUCCCAUCUCUUCCUGCCUUUCCCCCAGGCCCCCAGGGGAGCCGAGCCGGGCUUCUUUGAGGAGCUCUGGGACUCCUGCCUGCCGGGGGGCGCCGAGAGCCGUGUGUGGUGCGCGCUGGGGCCGCAGGGGCUGGAGACGUUGGUGUCUUGCCACCUGGAGCCGUUUGUGGUGGCGGCGCGGCCUCCUGCCAGCUACCACGUAGCCAUCCGCCUGCCCCCAGACUCGAAGCUGCUGCUGCGGCUGGAGGCGCCCCAGGUGGACGGGGUGCCUGUGGCCCUGCGGACCGACAACUGGGCCUUGCUGCCCCUGGCCGCAGACUACCUCCGUGGCCUGUCGGCUGCUGCCUGAGCCGCCGGGGGCCCCGUGUCGGGGACAGGACUGUGGUCCUUGGUGGGGAGAGGGGGCUUGCCUAAGGGGCAGCUGAGCGUCAGGGCGCUCCAACGGCCCCUUUCCCAUAAAGCCUGCCUCUGCCGAUGA
Molecule: messenger RNA, 2946 nt
Organism: Oryctolagus cuniculus (rabbit)
Lineage: Eukaryota; Metazoa; Chordata; Mammalia; Lagomorpha; Leporidae
Gene: AP5B1
Product: adaptor related protein complex 5 subunit beta 1
Biological process (GO): endosomal transport
Cellular component (GO): lysosomal membrane; AP-type membrane coat adaptor complex
Source: RefSeq, a predicted model, not a curated record